ACGGGGAAAGUCAGGAAAACCCAAGGCAGCCCGGUGGUGCACGGACUUUUCAUGGGCUUCUGAAGGGCGCCAGGGUAACUAUGUCUUUAUAAGGACAUCCGUGUAUGUCCUUAUAAAUAUGCAAAUCGUGGCAGCGCCGAGCUCAUUCCAGUUCCGAGAGGGCCCACACCCACCUCUUGGUCUUCCCAGUCGCCUACACCGAGCGGGCCGGGGGCUCGCUCUGGACCGGACUCGCCUCUCCCGGGGUGCCUGCUCCGCGGGAUGUGCUCUGCCCCGCCCCGGGCGCCCGCCACCCAGCCCCUCCCUCAGCGCGCACCGGGAGCCCAGCCCCGCCCCCGGCGCGAGCCCGGAGCCCCGCCUAGCCGCUCAGCUCCGCCCCCGGAGAAUGCACGGAGCCCCGCCCGUCCGGCAGGAAAGCGCAGGCUCGGCGCCACCGCCCACGCUCGCUCCUGCCGCUGGUGUCUGGCUGGGGCCGCGCGUGACCGGCAUGAGGGCGUUCGCGGGCCAGUGACCGUGUCGGGGAUGGACUGCGGCUCCGUCGCGAACGAGAGGCCGAAGCGCCGCCGGCGGCUUCUGCUCUCCCUGGCCGCCGGCCGCGGUGGAGGCCCCGGAGGCCGCGGCGUCCCCACGCGCCGCCUCCCGCCCGGGCUCCUCGGCGGUCUGGGGGCGCUGCGUCCCAGCGCCCCGGCGGCCCGCGGCGGCGCGUCACGUGCCUCCCCGCUGCUCCUCCUCCUGCUGCUGCCCUCCCCGCGCUUGGCCGCUGCCACCCCGCGCCGGCCGCUGGCGGACUGGGAGCGAUCGCGCGCCGGGCCCUCGGCUGCCCCGGCAGGGCGCGGCGGCGCGAGGAGGUGCCAGCCGGGCCUGGCCCCGGGCGUCGCCUGUGCGGCGGGCGCGCUCCACCUGUGCCUCGGCCAGGUGGCCGCCCUCGCUUCCUCCAGGAGAGAGCUGAGCGUCUGUGCUGGGAGCCUGCAUCUGGAGAGCAAAAGGAGAGAUUUCACGUCUUUUCGGAGUAGGAAGCUCUACUUUGACACCCAUGCCUUAGUGUGUUUACUCGAAGAAAAUGGGUUUACUACUCAACAAGCAGAAAUCAUUGUCUCUGCCUUAGUCAAGAUCAUGGAGGCCAACAUGGAUAUCGUCUACAAAGAUAUGGUCACCAAGAUGCAGCAGGAGAUCACUCUUCAGGAAAUAAUGUCUCAGAUUGCUAAUGUGAAAAAAGAUAUGAUUAUUUUGGAGAAGAGUGAAUUUUCAGCCCUCAGAUCAGAAAAUGAGAAAAUGAAACUUGAACUACAUCGGUUAAAACAACAAGUAAUGGAUGAAGUGAUCAAAGUCCGAACAGAUACCAAAUUAGAUUUCAAUCUAGAAAAGAGCAGAGUAAAAGAAUUGUAUUCAUUAAACGAAAGGAAGCUGCUGGAAGUAAAAACAGAAGUGGUAUCAUUGCACGCGCAGCAAGAUCGGGCCAUCACGCAGACAGACAGGAAGAUAGAUACCGAGGUUGCUGGCCUCAAAACCAUGCUUGAGUCACACAAGCUUGAUAAUAUUAAAUAUUUAGCAGUUGACUUUAUAACUCUGAGUGGUGGUGGACGAAGCAAAGAAGACUCCACUCAGCUGGGCCAGUGAACUUGGUCUAACCUUUGGGACAUACCAACAGUAAAUAUUUGUAUAACUCUCCACAACUUUAAAUCUUUUGUUUUAAUCGAGGAUUUGGGGUCUCCAAUUAAAAGGCACAGGAGCUUUACUAAGUGCUGAAGAAUCAUUGUAACCAAACCUAGAGCACUGAAUCCUCUUCACCUACUGACCCAGACCCUAAUGCCAGCCGGUCCCUGUGUUAGAGGUUGAGUUUCAAGUCCAUUUGGUCGGUAGCCUCAUGCUACAUUGUACUUUACGCCCAAAAGAGAUUUUUUUCUUGUAAUUUCCAUUGUCUUAGUUAUUGUUCUGUUCAUUUUCUGUGUGCCUUCCAGCUAGAAAAUCUUGUUGCCUGAUGAAGCAUUGUGAUUGGGAUGCAGACUCUCUCAGCCUCCUAGAGUGGUAACUUCCUCUCCCUCCCUCCCUCCCUCUCACUUGGCCCCUUCUCCUCUCCUCCCUCUUGGUGUGAGAGUUGUUACAACGCUCCAGGUGUGGCAGUGCCUCCCUAGAAAACAGGCUCGCUCUCGGCAUGGAAGUCUACUUCAGUCUGUGGGACAGGGUUUCUUCCUUCUGGUCUUCGUCAGCUUUUUAUACAAGGGAGGCACAAGGUGUAACUUCUGUAGCAAUAUCUAGAUAUGUAGAUAGUGCACGUACUUUUCAGAAAUGUCUUUAAUGAAUACGCCUUUGCCCAUUACAAGCUCAGGUCAUAGGCUUUGAAAAUUAGAUAACUGUCAUGCCAGGUAUCAUCCUAAUCUAGGUUGAUUUCUUUGGUUGUUAAAGACAUUCUCAUACCAACCUUACCUCUGUAUUUAAAACAAAUUCCAAGAUACAACUGGGAGUAUUUUGGAGACGCACAUUCUCAUCUUACUUGAAUGACCUGCACGUAGAGAGAAUAGCAUUUGAGAAAUGAUGACAAUGGCAGCUUCCUGUCUUUCUCCACGUGCACGCGUGUGCAUAUCACCUGGUCCAGUGGAGAAACCACAUAGAGACUUCUGGAUCAAACUGGUACAGGUACCCAUCAUCACUGUUCCAUCCACACUGGUGAAAAGUUACCCUCUGUCCUUUGGGUGUCAUUUCUAAACUUUGUAAAGUGUAAGUCAUUGCCUUGUUUGAAACAUUUGUGUAGCAUAAAGAUUCUGAGCUCCAGAUAAGUAUAAACAUCAAGUACUUUGGCAUGAGUGGUGUAAGUUUCAAAGUGAAUAAUAACUUAAUCUUUUUUCAACUAGAUCCAAAAUUAUCUUAACUGGCUCAUAAAAUAUUUUAUAGAUAUAUUCUUCCCCUUUCAGAGAAGGAGCCCCAGAAAAUACUGUACAUUUAACAAUUGCCCUAAGUAUUAAAGAGUUAAAUAAAUGACAUCCCAUUAAGACCACCUUUGCAAUAUAACUUUGGCUAGUAGGAGCUUGAAGGAGCUUGGAGCACAGACACUCCUCCAAAAAAAAAGAAAUCCCCAAGAGGAAAAAAUACUAUGUGCAAUUCUGUUUCAAAGCAAAUAAUAACUUUUAUAGGUUAAAAACAGAAAGUGAAGUGACCUUAUAGCCUGACAAGAUAUUUUUUAAAUAACAUUUCAGUUGGGUGACUCUGUCCUCUGUCAGAAGUAUCCCAGAUGACAUUCCUGCUGGUGAUGAUGGGGGCACAUCAGUCUGUCAGUUAAUUUGGACCACUGAUUUUGCUGCCGAGUUCUCUGCAGUACAGAACAGCCCCCCACCUUCCCUGCCUUGAGAACUCUCCUUUUGGUGACCUGGAUUGCAUGCGUGUACGGAGGCUGGGAGGGUUCAGGACCAUGUUCCCUUUCUUUAGUCACGUGUAUUCUACUUGAAAAGCAUAAGCGCCAGAAAUACAAGUGUACCCUUCCUGGUGUGGGCCCAGACGUCUGUGAACACGUACGUGACUGGGACUGGACACAGUGUGAUGGCUCCUGAGCUCACCGGGCUUAGAGGAUGUGGGUCACUUUAGGAAACUCGGCAUUAGCACUCAUAAGGGGGAAGAUGCCUGGCAGAAUUCCCAGAUACCCUGCGUCUAGCACGUGGGGAAAUUAGCCUUAGCAAGGUCCUGAAAAUUACCCGUCCAGGCACAGGUGCCUAAAGCAGAACGUCAAGUGGUCGGAAUCUGUAUUCCCUGUUCAUGCACAAAUCACUUAGGAGGUUCCUCCGCCCUCCUGCGUUCUCUCCCCUCCCCUACUCUUUGUCUUUUUUAAAGAGCUUAAACUCCAGCCCCACUCCUUUCCUGGACCCUUACUAAGCGAGCCUGUUUGUGUGUGCGGUUCUUUACAAGAAACGUGAAUUUUGAUUUCUGUGCUGGUCUAAGUCCUCAGCUGGUUUUGCAGCUCAGUAUCUAACAAAACUCAAUCUGAAUGUCUUCGUCUUUUCCCUUAAGUAUGCCAGUUACCUCAGCUGAGAAGUCACAAGUUCAGGAGGAAAGGCUUGACUCAAACCAGCCAUCUUACUGGAAUUUGCCUCUGAACUCUUUAAAAACCAAAAUCCUGAGCCGCGGUGUCCCUGUCGCUGCCUGGGUGGCGUCCCUUUGCCGCCACGUGGAGCCAUGGGCUUUUCCCUCUGUUCCAGGCUCCUCCUUUGCAGCCUCUCCUCCUGUUAAUUAGCUGUGUCAGCGUUGGCAGGCACCUCUCUUCCUCCCCCCGAUAUGCUGUGUUCUUAAGAAUUUUGGCGUCAUUUCUGAACAAAUGUCAUAUAGAUGGCACUAUGGAACUCAUGUCUAGAAAACUGGCUCUUAACAUAUGUUUAUCAAAUGUGUUGUGACUUUUCUGACACUAAAGCAAAAACAUGUUAAUCAGGAAUAAUUUAUUCUUUAUAUAAAAUGUUUGAGACUGUUUAGCCUUUUAUCGGAAUUUCAUUUGGAAAAUAUCAGUCUUUCUACAGAUUUAUAACCUUUGUUCCUCUGAUUAUAACCCAAACCAUUUCUUAACCCUUUCGUUACUUAAGCAAAUAUUCAAUUACAUUUUACUGUAUAAUAGAGUGGGCAUAAUAUUUUUAUGAUCUAAAAUAAAAUAUUUAAUUCUCUCUA
Messenger RNA from Balaenoptera musculus (blue whale), 4641 nucleotides. RefSeq names its product mitochondrial calcium uniporter regulator 1 (gene MCUR1). The record is from RefSeq and is a predicted model, not a curated record. Bases 262 to 1617 code for a protein of 451 amino acids. The transcript has 9 exons. Lineage: Eukaryota; Metazoa; Chordata; Mammalia; Artiodactyla; Balaenopteridae. Gene Ontology annotation, cellular component: mitochondrial inner membrane; mitochondrion. Gene Ontology annotation, biological process: calcium import into the mitochondrion; positive regulation of mitochondrial calcium ion concentration.